This is a messenger RNA of Capsicum annuum, 750 nucleotides long. RefSeq lists its product as uncharacterized. Bases 1 to 750 code for a protein of 249 amino acids. NCBI's taxonomy places the organism in Eukaryota, Viridiplantae, Streptophyta, Magnoliopsida, Solanales, Solanaceae. The record is from RefSeq and is a predicted model, not a curated record. The transcript is spliced from 2 exons.
AUGUGGAAGUUGAAGACUUUUUUUUAUCAUGUUACUAAUGUGUUGAAUGUUGUUGGAGGGUCUUUUAAACUUCGAGAUUUACUUCAUCAUCACCAAGCCAAAAAUUUGAAGCAAUUACUUGAGUCCGAUGAAGCUCAUACCGGACAAGGAUUAAAUCAAGAGUGUAGGAUUCAAAGACCGGGUGAUUCUCGUUGGGGAUCAUAUUUCAAAACAUUGGAUAACUUUCUUGUUAUUUUUUCAUCCAUUGUUCAUGUGCUUGUAGUGAUUGAAAUUAAAGGUUCUACUUCAAGUGAUAGAAAUCAAGCGGAAUAUCUUUUGACAAAGGUUAGAACAUUCAAAUUUGUUUUUAUGCUUCACUUGAUGUUGAAAGUGUUGGCCAUGUCAAAUGAGUUGAGCAAGAUUUUACAAAAAAAAGAUCAAGAUAUUGCUAAUGCCGUGGAGUUUCUUAACAUCUCAAAGAAAAGAUUGCAAGAUAUGAGAGAAAAUGGGUGGGAAUCUUUGUUGAAUGAUUUGCGUGUUGAAAUCUUUUGUGCGAUCAUUGAUGUGCAACUUCAAGAGCUUAAUGAGAGUUUUAAUGUAGUGAGUAGUGAUUUGCUUCUUGGAAUGGGUAGCUUGAAUCCUGUCAAUUCUCUUUCUAACUUUGACAAAGGUAGAAUAAUGACUUUAGCAAAGUGUUAUCCAAAUGAGUUUGAUGAUGGAAAGCUUCGAGAUUUGAGUUACCAACUUGAUACCUUCAUAAUUCAUAUGUGA